AUGGUGACAAUGGUCUAUGCUAGAAAUAAGGCACAGGAGAGGGCAGUACUAUGGCAUGACCCGCAACAGGAUGCACAUGCUAGAGUAUAUAGUAAGAUUGACUGGGCUUUUGGAAAUUUCAAAUGGAUGAAGGACUAUGGACAUGUGGAAGCAGAUUGCUUGGAGCCAGGAGUGUCUGAUCAUUCUCAUAUCUUAGUUCAAAUCUGGGAAAGAAAAACCAUCCACCCCAAGCCAUUCAAACUUUACAUGGUCACAAUGGAUCAUAAGGAAUUCAGGCCAAUGGUGGACAGAAUAUGGAAGCAGCAGAAUGAGAUGGAUCCUAUGACAAGUAUCUGGCAAAAGUUACAUAAGCUGAAAAAUGAAGCUAAAGGUCUGAAUAAGGAGAUGGAAAAGCAUGCCAUGCAUGAAUUGGAGAAAUGGAGUUUAAUAGAGGAGAGAAUAUUGAGGCAGAAGUCAAGAGUGACAUGGAUUGACUAUGGUGACUCAAAUUCGAACUACUUCUUUGCACAGUUGAAGAUUAGAGCAAGCAAGAAUAAUAUAACUGCUGUGUAUAAUGAGUCAGGAAUGAAGGCUACUGAUCCAACUGCUGUGGAACAAGAAUUCACAAACUUCUUCACUCAACUAAUGGGGAAGGAUACGGGGCUAAAACCAUGCCUAAAUACAAGUUAUAUUAAAGCAGGAGAAUGCUUGAACUUACAGCAACAGCAGGAACUGAUAAAGGAGAUCACACAUGAGGAAGUGGAUGAAGCUGUGAGAGAUAUGCCAAAUGACAAAGCUCCUGGGGUUGAUAGCUACCCUAUAGAGUUCUUUACAAAGCAUUGGAUGAUAGUGAGGCAAGACAUAUAUGAAGUUGUAUCCUUUUUCUUCCAAAAUGGUAAAAUGAAACCAGCAUGGAAUUGUACAGCUAUCACUCUGAUUCCUAAAGUCCCAGCACCAACAACAGUUAAAGACUACAGGCCUAUUGCUUGUUGCACUACCUUGUACAAAAUUAUUGCAAAGAUCCUGACAAAAAGACUUAAAAAAGUUAUUGAGGUGAUCAUUGGCAAGUCACAGUCUGCCUUUAUAGAAGGAAGGAGCAUUAUAGGUAACAUCUUGUUUAGCCAUGAACUUUUCAAAGGCUAUACCAGGAAAGGUCUAUCCCCUAGGUGUGUCCUUAAGGUGGAUUUAAGAAAGGCUUAUGACUCAUUGGACUGGCAUUUUCUUAGAUACAUGCUCACUGAGUUGGGAUUUCCACAGAAAUUCAUCCACUGGGUAAUGGAGUGUGUGUCAACUGUGUCCUACUCUUUAAUGCUUAAUGGUGGCCUACAAAGCCAUUCAAAGCCCAGAGAGGAAUCAUGCAAGGGCAGAUAUAAAUUCAGUAAAAAUAAUGCAGGAAGCAUUCUACAGGUUUUUUGCUGCAUCUGGAUUGCAGGCAAAUACAGACAAAAGCUCAAUGUAUAUAGCGGUGUUCCACAGCAUAUCAAGGAGCUGCUACUUGAGAGUACAAGAUUCAAUGAAGGGUCUAUUCCAUUUAAAUACCUGGGGGUGCCACUGUCUGCUAAGAAGUUGAAUAUACACCAAUGUCUGCCACUGGUGGAGAAGAUCACUGAAAGAGUUAACUGCUGGUCUGCCAGGAUGCUAUCCUACUCUGGAAGAUUGCAGCUUAUCAAAUCUGUACUAUUUGGCAUUCAAACAUAUUGGGCACAAAUUUUCUUAUUGCCUAAGAAGAUUAUGAAGAUGAUUGAGACUAUUUGCAGAACUUUUCUUUGGACUGGAUCAAAUGCCAUUUCAAGAAAAGCAUUGAUAGCUUGGGACAAGAUUUGUCAACCAAAAAUUGCAGGAGGGCUGAACAUAAUCAAUAUGAGGGUAUGGAACAAAGCUGCAAUUAUCAAACAACUGUGGGCUUUGGCAAUGAAGAAGGAUGCCUUAUGGAUUAAAUGGACACACAACUACUAUAUCAAGAACAAAGACAUUGCAGAAAUGGACACACCUAGGACAGCAGCUUGGGUGAUUAGGAAAAUCAUAGAGGCAAAGAAAGAAGUGAUACAGAUGAACUCAAUGCAUGGGAGUGUCAUAUCAACUUUGGCAGACUUGGUGAAACAGGGUAGGUUCCAAAUUCAAAAGGCCUAUGUCCAGUUAAUGCCUCAGCUUCCCAAAGUUAGCUGGAAAAGCAUUCAUCUACACACACAGAUUCAUCCACGAUUCAAAUUUCACUUAUGGCUGGCCAUUCAUCAGAGAAUAGCAACUGUGGACAGACUUCUCAAGUUUGGGAUUCAUGUACCACCUGAUUGUGUAUUCUGUGCAGGUACUAUGGAAACAUUGGAUCAUUUGUACUUUGAAUGCCCACACACUAGAUUAUUAUGGGAUAGAAUACUGAAAUGGCUGGGAACUACAAGAAUAAUUGGAAGUUGGCAGGAUGAGAUAGCAUGGAUCAGCAGUAUAGCCAAAGGGAAGAAUGAAAAAGCAGAAAUCACUACAGCAGCAUUUGCUAUGGUAGUAUACUGUAUUUGGCGAGAAAGAAACUCCAUCAGAUUUCAAAAGGGUCGUUACAUGGUGGAUGAGACAUGCAAGGAGAUAGCUCUACAUAUGCACAUACAGGGGAGAUGA
This is a messenger RNA of Nicotiana attenuata, 2586 nucleotides long. RefSeq lists its product as uncharacterized. Lineage: Eukaryota; Viridiplantae; Streptophyta; Magnoliopsida; Solanales; Solanaceae. Bases 1 to 2586 code for a protein of 861 amino acids. The record is from RefSeq and is a predicted model, not a curated record. The transcript has 4 exons.